Scheffersomyces amazonensis is the source of this 2294-nucleotide messenger RNA. RefSeq names its product Hol1p (gene HOL1). Bases 373 to 2160 code for a protein of 595 amino acids. NCBI's taxonomy places the organism in Eukaryota, Fungi, Ascomycota, Pichiomycetes, Serinales, Debaryomycetaceae. Gene Ontology annotation, molecular function: transmembrane transporter activity. The transcript has a single exon. The record is from RefSeq and is a predicted model, not a curated record. Gene Ontology annotation, biological process: transmembrane transport. Gene Ontology annotation, cellular component: plasma membrane; fungal-type vacuole.
UUGCUCUCUACAUCAUCAUCUUAUACCUUUGAAAGGAUAUUUAUAUAUAUAUAUAUAUAUUCCAAUCAGUUUAAGUCAACUUUUGUUAAAUCGUUAAUCGUUCGUAUUUACCGAUUAAAGUUUUUUUCUUGACUUCACAAGAUCGAUCACAUCCUGUCAAAUAUUUUUACAUCCUGUCAAAUAUUUUUUCUCUUAAGAAUAUAUUGGCUUUAUUAAGGUAAAUUUCAAAGCUGUCAAACAAAUACUGUCGAAUUAUAAUAUCAUAUAAUAUUUAUGAAUAUUAGUUUUAGACAUAGCAUGUUCUAGAGUCAUUUAAUCAUUAAUUCAUUUUGUACUAUUAUAAUUACUAUAACUUAUUAAAUAACAAUUACAAUGCUGCAUCCUAUUGAGACUAUAACUUCAAAUGAUCCAGUUGAAUUAAACAACAGACACAAUGAUAAUUUCAUCCCGGGUACCCUUAACAUUUAUUCAUUUGAAAUAAAUCAAGAUGAUGAAGAACUCUCUCAUGAAAAAGAUCCUAAUUUCCAUCGUAUAAAGACUCAAGGUAAUAUUAUUCUUAUUCCUCAACCCUCUGAUUCUCCAAAUGAUCCUUUAAAUUGGUCUUCUUAUAGAAAAGCAAUAUGUUUUGCCAUUGUUGCAUUUAUAACUGGUUUUACCGCAGCAACUUCAAAUGAUGCUGGUGCAGUUCAAGACUCUUUCAAUGAAAUUUAUGGAAUUUCUUAUGAUGCCAUGAAUACUGGUGCUGGUGUACUUUUUAUUGGUAUUGGUUGGGGUACUUUUUUCUUAGCACCUUCAGCUUCUCUUUAUGGUCGUAAAUUUACUUAUUACAUCUGUAUUUUCUUGGGUUUAUUAGGUGCUCUUUGGUUUGCAUUGGCUCGUCGUACAUCAGAUACAAUCUGGUCUCAAUUAUUUGUUGGUAUUUCUGAAUCUUGUGCUGAAGCUCAAGUUCAAUUAAGUUUGAGUGAUUUAUAUUUUCAACAUCAAUUAGGUUCUGUUUUAACUGUAUAUAUUUUGGCUACCUCUGUGGGUACAUUUUUGGGACCAUUAAUUGCUGGAUUUAUUGUCCAAUACGCUGGUUUUAGAUUUGUUGGUUGGAUUGCAGUUUUCAUCUCCGCUGGUUUAUUAAUUGUUAUCGCUUUCGGUUUAGAAGAAACUGUCUUUGAUAGAAGUGCAUUCAGAGGUGUUAUUCAUGGUUUUGCUCCUACAAUCGCUGAAGCCGCUGUUCCAGCUGGAACUGCGAUCAAAACCGCUUCUAUUACUGAUGGUAAAAAGGAUAUUGAUUCGAAAGAAUUAACGAAUGAAGAAGACAUCUCAUUCGAAGACCAAAAGAAAGAACAAGAAUUAGCUUUGUCUCAAAAGGUCACUUAUGGUGCCAAUGAUCCUCCAAAAUCUUACUGGAGAUCAAUUCAAUUAAUAACUCCUGCUAAAAACUUGAAAGGAUGGGGUAUUAAGCAAUAUCUUUUACAAUUGAGAUUAUUGUUUAAAGUUUUCUUAUAUCCACCUGUUAUUUAUUCCGGUUUUGUUUGGGGUAUUCAAAGUGCUCUCUUGACUUUCUAUUUGACAGUAGAAGAUGAUGUUUACUAUGAUCCACCAUACAAUUAUGGUAAUGUAGGUGUUGCUUUAAUGAAUAUCCCUACUUUGAUUGGUUCUGUUAUUGGUUGUUUCUUUGCAGGUAAGUUGUCCGAUUACUUUUCCAUCUGGAUGGCAAAACGUAAUGGAGGUAUUCAAGAAGCUGAAUUCCGUCUUUGGUUCUUGUUUGUUCCUGCAUUCAUUGCUCCAGUUGGUCUUGUUCUUUUUGCUGUUGGUACUGAUCAGGAUUGGCAUUGGCCACCAACUUAUGUUGGUUUAGGGUUUAUUGGUUUUGGUUUUGGUUGCUCUGGUGAUGUCGCCAUGUCUUAUUUAAUGGACUCCUAUCCAGAAAUGGUUAUUGAAAUGAUGUGUGGUGUUUCUGUAAUCAAUAAUAUGAUUGGUUGUAUUUUCACUUUCGCAUGUUCUCCUUGGUUAGCUGCUAUGGGUAAUACUCACACAUUCAUUAUUUUAGCUGUUAUUCAAUUCUUGAUCAUGAUUGGUGCUGCACCAAUGAUUUACUACGGUAAGAGAAUUAGAUUAUGGACCAAAGAUUGGUAUCUUGAAUUCCUUCAAUUACGUGAUGGCCUUUAAAUAAUAUAACCUUCUGUUCAUAAAUAAUACUAGUUUACUCAUUCAUUUCGUUAGACAUUUAAUUAUUAAUUGACUCUGUACGUAUAUAUAUUUAUAUACUAUUACUUUUGUUUAUACUUAAUUUAUAUCUUAUC